Oldenlandia corymbosa var. corymbosa is the source of this 1757-nucleotide messenger RNA. The record is from the annotation of a GenBank genome assembly. NCBI's taxonomy places the organism in Eukaryota, Viridiplantae, Streptophyta, Magnoliopsida, Gentianales, Rubiaceae.
GUUUUUGGUAAUAACUAAUAAUACAAUAAGAGAAGUCAAACCUUAAUUAUGCUUUUUUGUUUUUGAUAAUAACUAACAAUAAUAAUACAAUAAGAGAAGUCAAACCUUAAUUAUGCACACUUUGUAGUUUGUAUUGUAAAGGGGAAAACCGAUAAUUUCGAUUCCCAAAUUAAAUUAUUUCCAAAUUUCGCUAAAAAGUCUCCUCGUUAUCAGCCCACCGACCUAGCGGCGCGCCCUAUUUCCGAAUUCCGAAUAUAUACGGGAUUUGGCCCAAAAUUCUUCUAUAUAUACAGAUUUAGGUUUCUUUUUUUUUCUCUUCCAAUCAACCCCUUUAGAAUUUGUUGCCCUAAUUUGUUUCCGACGGAGAUGGAUCAACAACAACACCAAUAUUUUCCGCAGCAAUAUACUCCGACGACGUCGCUGCCGCAGCAGCAAUGGACGGCGGCGACGUCGUAUCAACAACAGCAACAGCCACAGCAGCAGGUCCCGCAGAUGUGGUACCAGCAGCAGCAGCAGCCGAUGGCGGAGGCGGCUCCUCAGGAUCCGGCGGCUCAGCCGUCUGGUGCUGGUAAACCCGCCACUUUGUGGAUUGGGGAUUUGCAGCCCUGGAUGGACGAGAAUUUCCUUGUCCAAUAUUUCUGUAAUACAGGAGUUGUAAGCGCCAAGGUGAUAAGAAACAAACAAACGGGUCUGCCGGAGGGCUAUGGAUUUCUCGAAUUCCGGAGUCUCGCCGAUGCCCAAAACGUUUUACCAUUUAAUGGCUCGGUGAUACAGGGGACCCAACAUCGCUUGCGGUUGAAUUGGGUGUUCGAUAAAUCAUCGUCGUCGUUGUCACCCGAAUUCGCCAUAUUUGUUGGGGAUUUGGCUCCUGAUGUGACGGAUUUCGUUCUGCUGGAGGCAUUUAGACCUUUGUACCCUUCGGUGAAGGGUGCAAACGUUGUGUUCGAUAAAAUUACCGGACGAUCCAAGGGCUAUGGUUUUGUUAAGUUCGGGGACGAAAGCGAACAGAAUCGUGCGUUGGUUGAGAUGAACGGUGUUCUUUGCUCUACCAGGCCUAUGAGAAUUGGCCCGGCUACUAACAAAAAGGCGGUUGCGGUUCAUCCAUAUCAGCAGCAGCAGCAUCAGAAAUCGCCUCAGGGCGAGAGCGAUCCGAAUAACACGACAUUGUUUGUUGGUGGAUUGGAGGAUUUUGUGGCUGAAGAAUACUUGAGGCAGUUGUUUGGGCAGUAUGGUGAAGUGGCUCAUGUGAAGUUGCUAGUAGGGAAGCGGUGCGGGUUUGUUCAGUUCACAAACAGGGCUCAUGCAGAGCUAGCAUUGGUCAGUUUGAAUGGCUUCUAUGUGGGAGCACAACCCAUUCGGGUUUCUUGGGGACGUAGCCCUGCCAACAAGCAGUCCAACUUUGAUGAGCACCAGCAGACCCAAGGCGCUGGUGGCCGUGGUGGAUACUAUGACCACACAUCUAUUCCGCUUGACCAAUACCCAGCCCGAUACUCAAGCGGAAACUGGGUCAGCUAGUUUAGAGUCAGGGGACAGGCACCUGCGGUCGCGUUUCUUACCGUUAUUGUUUUUUUUUUUUUUUUAAUUUAGUCUAGGAAUUUGAGUUGUUAGGUAGAGAUCAUAGAAUUUACUAAUAGAUGAUGCUCAUAAGAAUUGUAAUCACAUAUACAUAUAUGAUGAUAUAUAGAAGUUUAUGAGCUUUCAUUAUAUAAAUUUUUUGCUCUUUGUGAUUGAUCAUUACUUGACUCCACCACUGGUGG